This is a messenger RNA of Moneuplotes crassus, 1210 nucleotides long. The record is from the annotation of a GenBank genome assembly. Lineage: Eukaryota; Ciliophora; Spirotrichea; Euplotida; Euplotidae.
AUAAAAUUAUUGCAAUAUAAAUAAAAUAGAGCAGUGAAACUCUAAUGGCUUAUAAUUACAGAUACGAAAGCAACAAAGAGAAUGGUCAUGGGACUACAGAAAUGACAGAUAUUCCUAAUAUUAGAUCAAAGAUCAAUUAUGCUAAGGACUCAAAAGCUGAUCAUUCAAGGAGCGUUUCUCCUUCGAAAUAUGGUACAGGACCAUCUGGCGCGAUAUCAUCUUCAGAUGUUGUGACCAUGAACGAGAAGAAAGUUAGAGAUAAUAUUAAAUUCGCAAAUAAUUCUGGAAGUAUUGGGCCAUAUUUGAAGUUUGACCAGACAACUCCUUCUCCAAAAGUUCCAAAAGUAGGAGCUCCAGCCACCUCAUAUGCAUCUAAUUUUAGUCCAGGAAAGAGCCGGGAACCAGCCAAACUUUCUCUUAAUGACUCUUACAUAUCUAAGAGGAGCAAUGGAAAUCCUUCUAUGGGAUUGCGCCAUAUGGCCAAUGGAGAUGCUAUGUAUGGAAGAGGGCCACUUAACAGUUCAAUAGAUUUCAAAAGUCCUGGAUCUAACAAACCCAUCUACGCAAAGAGUAUGAACCUGGACAAAACUGACGAUUUUAGGUUCAAAAAGAAUUUGACGACUAAUGCAGAUAGAAUUUUGGGGAAACCAGGAGCUCCUGCCUAUUCACCGAUGAUAAGUAAUUCUUCUAAGUUUGAUGAGCUCAAGAGAAGUCCUCAUGGUUAUGACACUGAUGCCAAUAAUUAUAAGAAGCCAGAGAUGCAGCACUAUAGAACAAUUAACAAUGUAGGAGUCCAAGAAAAUUACAACUCGAAUAAUAUUGUCAAGCCUCAUUCUCCUAGAUCAAAGCAUGCUGAGCCUGCUGGGGGAUACAAUGCUGCUCACUUGAAGAGAACAAUGGGUUUGGCUCCUACAGAUGCAAUCAAUUAUUCUCCUUCGUUAAAGCCAGGAAUGAGCCCAACUAUCAGUACUAAGAAGAUGGUUACUAAUACUUCAGUACCAACUCUCAAUGAUCCUUCCUUCCACAGACACAAGAACUUUAACAGCUAUGGUUUUGAUACCAUUAAUGGAGUACAGAAGGGAUCUACUUACAGAGAGUUAUAAACAUUGAAUCUCUCAAAAAUCAGGAAGAACCAGACCCAACUCUUCAUACCCACUCCUAGCACCAUAAAGCUUCUUAUACCUAUAAGACUUUAGAAUACACAUCUCUG